GAUUCAUGGAAAAAUGUCUGGUUUCAUUUCUAAUCCUUUUCCGGCUAGAAGGUAUUUUGUUUAAAUGCGUCUCCUAUUCAUCCUGUAAUGUUACAAUGUUAGAUCAUUCAAAAUUGAGCGAGCAGUCAGUAAAGUAGUUAGUUUGUGAAUAUCCGUGUUCAGUUUAUGUCCUAGAAAUACUUAACCACAGAACCAUGAAGUCGCUAUUCCUAUUCUUACUAUCGCUCCCAUCGUUCGGCUCGCAGGUCCUGGACGCCCAGAACCACUGGAAGUGCAUCUGCGUCCCCGAAAACAUGUGCGCCGAUUCCGACUACGGAGACGACAACCUGGACGUUAGACUGGAGGAGUCCACGUGCGAAAACUACUUCGACGUUUGCUGCGAAAACCCCAUCAACGACAUACCCAAGCAACCCCCUACAGACGCCAAACUAUUCAAAGGAUGCGGCCUGAAAAACCCCAUCGGCCUCUCGGGGCGCAUAACGUCCGACUCACAGCUGGCCCAAUUCGGCGAGCUCCCCUGGACCGUGGUAAUCAUGGAGAGGAACCUACUUAAGCCCGAUACGAACAUGUACAGGUGCGGAGGCAGCGUGAUCCACCCCCAGGUGGUCGUAACCGCCGCCCAUUGCGUGAUAGGAAUCGAUCAAACGUUGUUAACGGUAAGGGCGGGAGAGUGGGACACGAAAUCCCUCGACGAGCCCAUACCCCAUCAAGACGCUUCAGUUGGAGAAGCCCUGAUACACCCCAACUUCCACAGCAGAUCCCUCAGGAACGACAUAGCUCUUCUGUUUUUGGCGGCGCCCUUGGAAUUGAGGGAGAACGUUGGCGUGAUAUGCCUACCCCCGCAGGGGUUUAGCCUGGACAGCGCCAUGUGCACGGCCGGGGGCUGGGGGAAGGACACCUUCAAAAGGGGCAAACAUUCCUCCAUACUCAAAAAAGUCGAUUUACCGUUAGUCGAGCGAUCGCGGUGCUUGACGGCCUUGAAGAAAACCAGGCUGGGCGCCUUCUACAAGCUGCACUCCAGCUUCAUAUGCGCCGGCGGCGAGGAGAACAAGGACACUUGCAAAGGGGACGGGGGCAGCCCGCUGGUGUGCCCCGUGCCCGGAGGGCCCGGCCGCUUCUUCCAGAUGGGGAUCGUGUCGUGGGGCAUCGGUUGCGGCGACAGCGACACCCCCGGCGUUUAUGUCAACGUUCCGGCGUUCUCCAACUGGAUCGACAUGCAGUUGAUUGCUAGAAGUUUGGAUCCCUCCGUUUAUAAAUUCGGUAUAUUUUAAUAUUGACAAGUGUAGUUAGAUCCUUGUAGAAUACCUACAAUUUUUGUUUUAUUGUAAUAUUUAUAAUGUCCGGCUGUUUCGCGCAGAUCAUGUAUCUAGCUAUAUUUAUAGCACUGUAGGUAUACACAACGGGGAUUAAACUAUUUCUAUCGCUCUGUA
This is a messenger RNA of Phyllotreta striolata, 1430 nucleotides long. Lineage: Eukaryota; Metazoa; Arthropoda; Insecta; Coleoptera; Chrysomelidae. The record is from the annotation of a GenBank genome assembly.